Messenger RNA from Cryptomeria japonica (Japanese cedar), 2577 nucleotides. Its product is annotated as translocon at the outer membrane of chloroplasts 64. The transcript is spliced from 13 exons. The coding region runs from base 240 to 2018 and encodes 592 amino acids. The record is from RefSeq and is a predicted model, not a curated record. Gene Ontology annotation, molecular function: protein binding. NCBI's taxonomy places the organism in Eukaryota, Viridiplantae, Streptophyta, Pinopsida, Cupressales, Cupressaceae.
AGUUAACCAUAUUCUUAAGCCUUCGUUUGAAAUCCUUUUGAGAUAUAUGGUCCAUCUAUAUUCUUAUCCCCUGUAAAUGAUUUUGUGAGGGUUUCUGAGACAUACUAGUGGCCAUUUCACAAACCCUUCUGGCUUUGGCGGCAUGCUAUAUUUUCUCAGAACGGUUUUAUUUAUCUCAGGGUUUUUGGGGAGUUUUAUGCUGUUUUAGAUCAAAUUUUGAACAAAUUUGUACACCAAAGAUGUCGUCUGCCACAAAUAUUAUUGUUCUGGUGGGGUUGGGACUAGCGGGGAUAUUUUUGGCGGUGCAGAGGAGGAGGAAGACAAUUAAGGAAGAUUUCGGUGCAUUCGUUGAACGGAUUCAGCUGCUUCCGCCGCCUCAGCCUGCCCCUCCUAAAGCCCCGCAUCCUCUUACGGGGCUUGUUUUUGCAAUUAAAGAAUUAUUUGAUGUAGAAGGAUUUGUAACUGGCUUUGGAAAUCCUGACUGGCGGAGAACACAUGAACUGGCUGUUCGAACAGCGCCAGCUGUUUCACUUCUUGUACAAGGGGGAGCCACAUGUGUGGGAAGAAAUGUUAUGGAUGAGAUGGCAUACUGUAUCAAUGGGGAAAAUAAACACUAUGGAACUCCAACAAAUCCAGCUGCACCCUCAAGGAUACCUGGCGGAUCUUCCAGUGGAUCUGCUGUAGCUGUUGCAGCAGAGCUUGUGGACUUUUCUCUUGGUACUGAUACAGGUGGAAGUGUGAGAGUGCCUGCUGCAUUUUGUGGCAUUCUAGGGUUUCGCCCUUCUCAUGGGGCUGUUUCCACUGUGGGUGUUGUGCCGAUGGCUCAGAGUUUUGACACUGUUGGUUGGUUUGCAAGGGAUCCAGAUAUUCUGCGACGUGUUGGUCAUACACUAUUACAAUUGCCAUUUAUGGAAUACAGAAAACCAAGGCGUGUUAUAAUAGCAGAUGAUUGCUUUCAGCUUACAAAGAUCCCUAGUGGUCGGACUGUGAACAUAGUUAUUCAGUCAACUGAAAAAUUAUUUGGACGACAAGUUCUUAAUCACAUGAGUCUUGGAAAAUAUAUUGCCGAUAAAGUUCCCAGCCUGAAAUAUUUUCAAAGUGAAGAGAGCAAAAGUGUUGAAGGUGGGAUUUCUGCUUUGAAGGCACUGUGGAAUGCACUCCGGCUUCGUCAGAGGUAUGAGUUCAAAAAGAAUCAUGAAGACUGGAUCAAUUCGGUGAAGCCUGAUUUUGGACCUGGCAUAUCUGGUCAUAUACGUGCAGCUCUAGACAUAGACACAGAUGAUGAAAAUAUUGGUCUUUCCUUGAGGGUUAGGGAAGAAGCGCGCGAAGCUCUAAAUUCUCUUUUAAAGGAUGAUGGAAUAUUAGUCAUUCCUACAACCGCAGAUCCUCCUCCUAAGCUCAAUAUGAAGGUGAACUUCUUGGAGGACUUCCAAACGAGAGCUUUGACUCUGUUAUGUAUUGCUGGCAUGUCUGGAUGCUGUCAGGCAAGCAUACCUUUAGGACAGCAUGAUAAGUGUCCUGUGGCUGUGUCAUUCAUAGCAAGGCAUGGGGGAGAUAGGUUCCUUCUUGAUACUGUAAGGGCUGCAUAUUCUACUCUCCACCAACAAGUAGAGAUUAGUUCAAGUACACAGACAGCGAAUCCACCGAAUGGCAAAAUAGAAGCCGCAGAGAUCGCUAAAGAAAAGGGUAAUGCUGCUUACAAACAAAAACAGUGGCAAAAGGCAGUCAAUCUCUACUCAGAAGCAAUUAAGUUAAAUAACAAGAAUGCAACGUAUUACAGUAACCGUGCUGCAGCUCAUUUAGAGCUAGGGAGUUUUCCACAAGCUGAAGCAGAUUGCACUGAAGCAAUUGCCCUUGAAAAAAAGAAUGUGAAAGCAUAUUUAAGAAGAGGAACUGCAAGGGAAAUGCUUGGUUAUUACAAGGAAGCUGUUGAAGAUUUUAACUAUGCGCUUGUUUUGGAACCAACCAAUAAAGUUGCAAAUCUUGCAGCAAACAGAUUGAGGAAGCUUUUUGGAUAAAUUUUGGAAUCUACAUUAUUGGCAUAUUUGCUAUAGGUAACUCAAUUGGAAGUGCAAGCUCAUCAAAUUUGGCUAUAUGGUGUUGAGAAAUCCAGUAUUUGAAGGGAAUGACUACAGUAGCUCAUAAGCAUAUAGCUUAUGACAACUGGCUUUAUCAGAUCACACACUUUUUCCGAUUGAGACAAGUUCGCAAAAUCCUGAAUGCUAGAGGCGACAGUUCCUAUCUUGAGGAUCUAACUGAACAUCAUGAUGAUGACAUAAUUUCCUAGUGUCUUUGGAAGUAGGUUUAUAUUCAUUCAUGGAUAUACAUUCAAUUGUAAAUGUGUUCAUGUCAUAAAUCUGCCACUACGGAUUAGCAUCCGUUUCACAAGGCUGUUUGAUCUUAUUCUUGUAAUGUGAUCGCAAUAACGGGAAAUUUAAACUGAUAUGCUUCUUCUUUUUGACAUAAAACCCCAUUUUUGUUUUGCUACUACAUUCCUGCUUGAGAAUGAAACAUGUGACUGUUCCUAAUACUGAUAGCACAAAUUUAUUUUGGACCAAUGUACUUCGUUUCAUUGCA